Messenger RNA from Scylla paramamosain (green mud crab), 6265 nucleotides. RefSeq names its product arginine-glutamic acid dipeptide repeats protein-like. The record is from RefSeq and is a predicted model, not a curated record. NCBI's taxonomy places the organism in Eukaryota, Metazoa, Arthropoda, Malacostraca, Decapoda, Portunidae. The coding region runs from base 973 to 4323 and encodes 1116 amino acids. The transcript is spliced from 3 exons.
UGUGUUUAUCUUUCCUCUGUCGUUUCAGUGUUUUCUCCCAUAAGUAGGUCAAUAGAGUGAUUUACAGCUAUAUUUAUUUUUCAGUCAUUGGGUAACUGUCAUGCACCAGAGAACUUGAGGUAACACUCGCUCCGCAACAUCGGUACCUAACUGUCCAUGUAUGCACUUGUUCCCAUGCAGUAGCUUCCAUCAGUCACGUUGCCAUAACCACGCACACCUCGCACCAAUCUCUCAUCGCCUUGCGGCCUCAUGCUCCCUCCACCUGCCUCUACUUCCCGCGACCGCCGCUAGGAUGCCACCAGUCUAACUUUGCGCUGCGGCACGACUUUUUAGUACCAGCUCUCAGUCGCGCGUCAGACAUCAUGGAGGAAGGAUGUCGCACCUCUGCGCUCGUGGCAUGACUAACACGACUUACCACGUGAACAAAGCUAAAGAGACGUUUUUUGUCAAGGACGGUUUAUAAGACUAAAGGACAGGACGUGUGAACCCCGCAGAUGUAGUGGACUAAGUUAUACCGGGUUGUUGAUGGGCAUUACUGCAACGACUGUGAUACUUCUACCAUUCUACCAAGUCAUUAGUUACUUUAUUACUUAAGACGCAACUUCACGCACUGACAAGAUUACUCAAGUGGCAUUUACGGUGCAGUACUAAUCGUUGUGAUAUUUUGUACGUACUGCCAACCUGCUGACGAGACACUGACGGAGGAAGAACGCUGUCUCUCUACUCUCUACUGGUACUGACGACUCUCCUGACGGUGACACAAGACAGCAGGCGACGUGGAUUAAUUAGUUGUGAUUGCUUGGCAGGUGCACCCAAUACCCCUGAGACAAGUGAGUGAGCUCGGCGGAGGCCACUUGGGUUUUAACAGGUUCAUCCCAGCUGUUUAGUUUGGCCAUGAGGGCACGGCUGGGGAAGCGUGCCUGAGGACGAGGCGCUGUGACUGUAGGGUGUUGUGAAGUAAAGGACGCAACCAUGAUUGAAAAGAGCGAUAAGAGUGACUCUGACUCGAGCAGCAGUGAAACCAGCGGCAUGAAGGUGAACGUGGUGUACCGAGGAACACUGUACCGCGUGAGGGGUGUCAAGGUGCUCGUGUCCGUCGUCACUGCUGUCAUUCUCCUCCUCGUUGCCAUCGUGGGCCUGGGCGUGUGGAUGCUGGUCAGUGCGUACGCAGAAGACAAGGCUUUAUCCUUGCCCGCCAAUGCCACGCGAGCCACGGCCAGCGCCGCCGCCGGCCACCAGGAGUCCUCCACUCCCUUCACUAUAGACUUCAAUGCCCCGAGUGCCACGCUGCAGGAGGCUUCCUUCCCUGCUAGAGUUUCCAACACCCGCGUCAUUCAAGACGCUGCCAGCAGCGACUCCUCGGCCAGUGCUGUCCUGCCUGUCAGUGAAGAAUCGCCUGCCAGCCAGAACUCGCCUGUCGAUGCUGACGAUGUCAGCGAGACUGUGGGUCACUUUCAGGGCGUGAAUCCCCGUAGAAAUCAGACGACCACCAUCCCCAGCUCUCCGAGGCCUAAGCCAGCCUUUGGCGUGCCGAGUCUGCCUCGAGAAAUCCUAUCUCCCGUCGAGGUCGCCUCGCCCCCUGCAGGCACAAGCGCGUUCCCUGUCGAGGACAGCUUUGUGGAGUACUCAGAGAGGCGGCCCGUCACAGUUCCCUCGCCCAUCCCAGUACAGGAGUACACGGGCGCCCCGGCGGGAUACGAGGUCAAUACCAACCCAUGGAUCGGUAUACAUCGUCAACCGGGGGACGGGCCCCGCUAUCCUCUACAGGGCGGUCUGCCAGACAACAUUCCCAGAGACAUUGACCCCGUGCUGCUGGACAUGGGCCUGCCUUUCCCCUACCCACCCUCCCUGGCCACCAGAGCGCCCCCUCCGCCUGCCACCUCUCCCAUCCCAAGGCGUCCCACCCGACCCCGCUACCGAGCCACUCGCCGGGGACAAGCUUCCAAGCCUAACGAGUCUCAUCACACCUCAGAGGCUCCCAGGCCCCCAAGUGGGCAGCAUCAUCAUGAACUGCACCAUCAUGAGCAACGCCCGGCUGAGCAGCACCCGGGAGAGCGGCACUACCACCGCGAACAGUACCACCGUGAGCAGCACCACCGUGAGCAGCACCGUGAACAGCACCCCGAGCAGCACGGUGGUGAGCAGACUCACGGUGAGCAGCACCACCGUGACCAGUACCCUGGUUAUGAGCCCUUCCUCACCCCCACCCCCGAGCUGCCUCACGCCCCUGAGGUGCCUUCCACCCCCAGCGUGGCACAACCAGAAAGCUUCACGCGUCCAGACGGCCCUCACUACCCUGACCUGCACCAUUAUCUGCUCAGCGGAGCGAGUCAGAUGCCCGCCGGCCUCACGCUGCCCCCGGGAGUGACUCUUCCUCCCGGGGUAUCGAUGCCAGCGAACCUCGACUCAGUAGCAGACCUGGUGGGUCUGCGUGAGGCGGCAGAAGGACACUUCAAGCACAGACCGAGGAUUCCCGGCAGCUACCUGGAGGACAUGUUACACCACUACAAUAAACACGACAGAAGCAGGCCACCGCCCACGUCCACUGCUCCGCCUCCUACGAGGAAUGACACACGCUAUAGCCAGAGGAAGGGCCUGACGGCGGAGGGCGUCACGCAGGGUUACAUUGGCCCCCCGGUGGUUGGAUACGGAGAACAGCCAUUCAGAAACGCCCGGCGGCCCCACGACCCCGCCUUUCAGUAUUUCUGGGACAUGUACGGCUACGACGGGUCGGCGCCCGCCGAACAUGACGACCGCGGCCCGGUGCCCGAGGAGGCCACGCACUCGCCGGAGCGGGGCGCGCCGCCCGCGAGAAGCCAACCCCACGCGGGAGGGUAUCGACCUCCAGGCCCUGGACAACGACCUCACCCUCACGACAUGCCAGGCCCUGGACGACUUCACCCUCACGACACGUCAGGCUCUGGACAACGACCUCACCCUCACGACAUGUCAGGCCCUGGACGACUUCACCCUCACGACACGCAAGGCUCUGGACAACGACCUCACCCUCACGACAUGUCAGGCCCUGGACGACUUCACCCUCACGACACGCCAGGCUCUGGACAACGACCUCACCCGCAUGACACCAUGGCUGCAGGACACCAGUCUCAUCCUCACAUGGUUCGUCCAGGUCCUCGCCACGAGGCGCCAGGCCCCCGCCGCCCAUCACCCAGGCUGGAGCCCAACAUGCGUGGCGGUCAGCCACAUCCUGUGAGGCCUGACGCAGAGCGACCUCCUGUCAUGCACCAACCCAACCGUCAGCUUUGGGUGGACCCCGGACCCCGGCCGUCAGCGGCACCCAGUCCGCGGCCGGGGCCAUCGGCCCCCCCGAACCACCGGCCCUUCCUGGGGCCGUUGUACGACAUGUAUGAGUACUCCAAGAGGCUGGCGUCCACGCUGCUCAACUUCCCGAAGGAUGGCAGCAGCGGCUACGACGCCUCGCGGGAUGAGUAUAUGAUGAACGAGGUGCAGCUGCUCGAGGACUACAACCGAGUCUUCCAAAAUCCGAACACCACCAGUGCCGACGUGCUGCCGGACAUGUAUGACGACAGGCCCAACAGGAACGAGCGCCUCAUGCUCCUGGACACCAGCAAGCUGCAGUCCCUCAAUCCCUUCGAGAUGUCGCUAAUCACCUGGACAUUCCUGGACUUCUGGGAAUUUCUCAUCGAGCAGGUGGGGACGCUGUCGCCAGAGGAUCUCGCACUGCUGGAGCAAAGACUGGAGCGUUUAAGGCUGAAAAAGGACAGAUUGAUGACCAAGAACUUUAUGACAGCCACUGUCAACCACCAAGUCACUCAGGAAACGAACAGAGGGCACCCUGACGCGGCCCGAGCAAUCGCCAUGGCGGAGGACCUGCUGAAGUCAAUGCCGGAUGUGGAGAUAGAGGAGGAGGAAAAGGAGAACGCCACUAGCACCGGGGCGGUGGACGGCGAGGUGACGGGACGUAUGUGGGACCCGCUGGGGGUGUUCACUAACAACCAGAGAGUGGAGUUCAUGGAGUUCGCCAUUAAGGUGCUCUUCAGGUUCGGCCGCGUGUACCUGCAGAAGGCGUACGCGUUGGACUGCAUGAUGCUGCUCUUUUGUAAAGACCUCAACGCGGAUUCCAGGAAGGCGGGCAUGGACGGCACGGCGGCCAAGAUCAAAAGCGUGGGCCUGAAGGUGCUGACUGAGAAGGACGCCCGUCAGAUGGACACUGUUGGUGAGAUCUGGCGCUCCAUCACUGCCUGGGAGGACCUGCAGUGCCAGUCCAUGUUCCCUAGGUGCGAUGGUCCCCGGGCUCUGGAGAUUGUGAAUGACGUGGCUGUGGGAAGCCGCCGCAAGUAGACGUCUCAUGGAUACCCGCCCUACGUAGUACCUCUGUUCCUUCCCUUCUCGCCACCGCCAGGAACACUGCAGGAAGACCCCCCUUACCCCACUCGCCAGACCCUCUCCAGUUCCCCACUCUUGGUUUGAUCUGACGGAGAGACGAUCCCUCACACUCAAGAGGCUUCGUUCUCUCCCAUCCCCGUUUUCUAUUCCCUCCCAAUCCCAGGAAAUCCUCUUAUGCAUAUCCCCGCGUAAUUUUCUGGCUAAGCCUUAAUUUAUUGCAGUCAUUUAUUUGAUUUAUACUUCCCGCGUGACUCAAGGGCGAUGCUAAGUCUUAAUGAUCCACAUACUAAUACUUCUUAACGUAAAUCUUGGCAGUUUAGUUGGUGUAAUACCGUUAUUAAUAUUUAUUUACAUGAUUCGCGGCUGGUACGUGACUCUAGUAGUUCAUUUAUUAACAUAUCCCACAUAAAUUACGGCGCAUAACAAUUAUUUAUUUAUUUUUUUAACUGAAGUAUUGCAGAGAGUAAAAUUCUGAAGUAACAUGAGUGAGCUGCGGCAGGUAACAGUAUUUGUGUAGCUUUGAUCAAUACUCAGCUUAAGUAUACGGCAGGAUAUGAGAUUCGAGACUCCCUUUAGAAGCAUUCCACUCACACCGCACGGCAGGUAUCAGGUCCAAUCACGCCUUCAUGCUUCAUGAACACCGCCCUUUGAUCCAAUACGCAAGAGGCACAGAAGCAAUCAUCGUAAAUUAUAAUCACGAAUUCCUGGUACAAUCUCUCUCUGGCUUCAGUGACGUGCCCGCAGAAGCUGUUAAUUAUUAUAACGAGUUCCCGGUAUGCCCUCGCUUUGGUCUGGCUUCAGCGGCGCGCAUUCCCAGGCUGUUAGUGCAAGACCCGUGCAUCCGAGAGUGUAUUGUUGUGUGUUUUGCCUUCUGGUGGAGUAUCAUUAGAGGCACGCAGGCACGCAGGUACAGUUACAAGUGUGCUUUUCCGUGAACUAGCAUGGAUCAAUCGCCACCUUCCAUUACUUUCAAGGUUUAGUGUCAUAAGAGCAUCACUGAGCGUAAGAAUAAUGUUAACUUUGCUAAUGGAAUAUCACCAGAAAUAUACACAAAUAGUUCACGGGUUUUAUACUAAAUAGCAUGAAUUAAUCGCGAUCCUCCAAUAUUUUCGAAGGUUUAGUGUCAUAACAGCGGCACUGAGCUCAGGGGAGUGUUAAGUUUGUUAUUUAGGUGCCUGUGCGUAUAUCCUUCUGACACCCUUUUGUAAAUAAGAUGGUCACUGGUCAAGGUCCUUCUACCUCUAUGACCUCGCGUCUAGAAGGUCAGCUGAAGGAUAUUAGACCAGUGGUGCAUUAAGAUAUCUGUAUUCUAGCUUUUUACUGCGGGAUACCUGAACAAGGACGCGCAGCUACCGUCAGCCUGCUAAUUAACUGCCUAUACACGCUGUUACUUAGCUUGUAUUAAUGCAGAGUACACGCAGUAUCAAAACCAACAAACUGGACAUGACACUUAAGCCAGCUGUCAGUGGUUCUUAGGGUGAGUCGAAGCUUCACUGUUUCUCUUCGCCUCACUGUCGUCUGCCUCGGUGGUUCUCCUGCCAAAAAAUUAAUCACUCAAACUCUGUACAAAUGGUGGAAUGUGAGACUCAAGGACAUAGACAGCAGUAGGAGACUUCGAGGCCAACUCCGGGCGAGGGCAAGACCACUUCCAGGACCAGAGAUGCCCUCCUCCACUCCCCCGCUUCUCCCCUACAUCCCCUUCUGUCCCCAACCCCCUCAAGCCUCACUCACAGACAGACCGAGUGUGUUGUCACCUAAACAACAGGAUUUAUUUAUUUUCUCUUGAAACUAUUUAUUUACAUGAAGUAGUUACAGUUGUAGUUCUUGUUGUUAUUGUUGUUAAUAUUAUUGUUUAUUGUUGUUACUGUUUUGUUUGGACAAUAAACUGUUUUCUAUG